This is a messenger RNA of Gopherus flavomarginatus (Mexican gopher tortoise), 3122 nucleotides long. It is a transcript of the gene QTMAN, whose product is annotated as glycosyltransferase like domain containing 1. Lineage: Eukaryota; Metazoa; Chordata; Testudines; Testudinidae. Gene Ontology annotation, molecular function: glycosyltransferase activity. The record is from RefSeq and is a predicted model, not a curated record.
GGCGGGCGGGGGAAGCCGAGCCUCCUGCGUGCUGGGGGGAGGGCGGGGCAGGGACGCUAGCACGUCGGUGCCGCCGCCGGCCUCCAGGCGGGAUUGAGGCGGAGCUCUAAAAAGACGAAGAAAGAUCUUCUCAUUUCCAGAGUAACUGGAGACCCCUUUUUCCUGCAUCUUGUUCUGCCUUUCUGUAAGUGAAAUAAAUUAUACAGUUUUGCCUGUAUAACUGCUUCUCCAGUAGAAAAGAAGAGUUGCACCUCUCAUUGGAUUGGAUUGAGUGGAAGUUAGGCGUGCUUGGUGCCUCUGAAAAUUUGACUGCCUGUGAAUUUUUAGAAUCCAAGAGGAUUUGAAAAACGUACAAGUAUGAGUAUUCUUCUAAUUGAAGCUUUUUAUGGUGGCUCCCACAAGCAGCUGGCAGAUCUUCUACAGGAGGAGAUAGAAGAAUGUGUCCUUUACACACUCCCAGCAAGGAAAUGGCACUGGAGAGCACGGACUGCUGCCCUCUAUUUCAUGCAAACAGUGCCAGCUAAUGCUAAUUACAGAAAAUAUACUAAAGAUGUAGAGAGAAAAUUAAUCCCGUAUGAUCUUAGAGUUACCGAUUUACCAGAGCUUUUAAAAAAGGAUCAUCAUACUUUCCAAAGAUUAUCUCCAGUCACCUUGACGAACAGCUUGACAAAAAUUUUCUUUUCAAGACACCUUAAAAUGAUAGUGAUCCUCUUUGCAAGCUCAGUGCUUAACCUGACUGAACUUAUUGCCCUUCGGCCUGACCUUGGCAAAUUGAAAAAGGUCCUUUACUUCCAUGAGAACCAGUUGGCAUAUCCUGUACAGAAGUACCAGGAAAGAGAUUUCCAAUAUGGAUACAACCAGAUUCUUUCAUGUUUGGUUGCUGAUAUUGUGGUAUUCAACUCUACUUUUAAUAUGGAGUCAUUUCUUACAUCUAUCGGAAAAUUUCUGAAGCUGAUUCCUGACCACAGGCCUAAGGAUCUGCAGAAAAUAAUCAGACCAAAGUGCCAAGUUCUUCAUUUUCCAGUCAGAUUUCCUGAUGUGAGCAGAUUCAUGCCGGAGCACAAACUGGCCCAUUUGGAGAAGAUAACUGGUGUUAGAGGAAAUGGAGAUACUUAUCUAUUUAGGUGUCUGCCUUUCCAACAGAAGUAUAGAGCCACUGAGAGUUUAAUGAAAAACAGCAGCUCAAGUCCUGAGUCUGGACUUCGUGAAGCACGGUCUGGACUUUGUACCACACAACAGGAAAGACUACAAUACCCAUUAAUAUCACUAGAGAAACUGAACAAGUCUGAAGCAUCAGAAAGUACAAAUCAAGAAGUGCCUUGUCAAGAAGAUAAGCAACAUGUGACUUUUAACCCUUGUAAUCUCUUGAGUGGAACGGACUAUCAGCAAAGACCUUUGCACAUUGUCUGGCCUCACAGGUGGGAGCAUGAUAAAGACCCUGAGAGUUUCUUUAAAGUAUUGCUGAAACUUAAAGAGAUGGACCUACCUUUUCAUAUGUCUGUCCUUGGAGAGACUUUCACUGAUGUACCAGAUAUAUUUCCAGAGGCCAAAAAGGCAUUGGAAUCUUCUAUCUUGCACUGGGGCUACUUACCUAGAAAAGAUGACUAUUUCCAAGCUCUGUGCAUGGCUGAUGUUGUGAUCUCAACAGCUAAACAUGAAUUCUUUGGAGUGGCAAUGAUAGAAGCUGUAUAUUGUGGUUGUUAUCCACUAUGUCCUAACGCUUUGGUGUAUCCAGAAAUAUUUCCAGCUGAAUAUCUGUAUUCUACACCUGAACAGCUUUUUAAAAGGCUUCAGAAUUUCUGCAAGAGACCAGAUAUUGUAAGGAAACAUCUCUACAAGGGUGAGAUGGAUCAGUUUUCUUGGGCAGCACUACGUGAUAAAUUCAGGUCUCUGCUCACAGCAGAACCUAGGGAAGAUUUGUGACAGAUGGAGCUAAGUCACAAACUUGUAGCCUAAGGCAGAAUCUGUAGAACUUUCCAGAGUGUGCCCAUAUUUACCUGAUCAGAGAGAAAAGAAAAUCUGCAGAGGAAGCUGAGCCUGGCUGCUUGUCAUAGCUGACACAGAGCCAUCUGCCACAAACCUGUGGCAGCUUCAGAUCUCCAAUCCCUGCCACCACCCGAACUCAAAUUAAAUACAGAUUCCUAGAGACGUUAUGAUGGUUACACAUGUCCUCGGCAUCACAUGCAGGAGACUGUUCAAAAAAAAUAUGUGGCCUGUUGUAUAACCGCACUCAUGUAUCCCAUAUGUGGUGCCACAUUGAAUUUCCGGUUAAAUCUGUUUUUAUCCUUUGUACUGGAUGACAUGGUGCCUGAAUUCUUUCUUUUUGCCGACAUGAUGGCAGCCAAACUGCAGCUUCAAACGCUCACACUUGGCUGGGUUUCUACCUAGGUUGCCAGGUUAUCAUUGGAGCCUUAUUGUGUCCUCAAAGGGCCACAGGGCCUGAAAGGAGGAUCAGAGUGCUACUGGACUAAUUGGGCAGCCAUCUAUGAAUUGUUUGUAGGCAAAGCACUUUUCUUUUUGCAAAUUAAUGAGACUCUGGCACAGAGUUUUUAAGUGAAGGUAUUAAUAAGGGGUCUGGCAGGUAUUCCCAUGAUUCACAGUUACAUUUGCAUUUAAUUAAUCUUAAAGAAAGCUGCAAGAUAAACAGCUGUAAUUCAAACUAGCAUGGGAAAUAUGCUACAUGGUGCCAUCUAUCCGAUAAAAUGAAAGCUGAGACACUUGUUUUAUUUCUCUCAAGGAUGGAGAACAAACAGAUAACAGUCAAAAUACUUCCAAUAAAAACCAGUAGUUUUUAUGUAACUGUAGUUCAUCAAAAAUCUUUGCAUUCAGUUACAAAUAUAAUCUUUUAAAGAUAAAUCACUUAUGAUUCUAAGCAUUAGGCUGCUGUAUUUGUUGAUGUAAAAUGUUUUGAAAAUUUAGAUUGUACAAUAAAUUUUUAAUAAAGUGCCCACUGCAUUUUUUAAUUAGCAUAUCUCAUUCAUGUAUAAGUGUGUACAUCCAUCUGUAUGCUUAUCACUGUGCAUAUCCUUGUGACAGAGUCAAUGAAUACAAUUGUGUCUUUAUCUGAUGAAUUUAGAUUCUGUUUUGCAAAUGAUAAUAAAAUUGUUAUAACAACUCCAAGA